AUGUCAGAUGUCAGUCUUUCAGUGGAAGUAACUCACAACCGGAUCUGUCCACACUGUCUGGAUCUCCUUAAGGAUCCUGUGACUAUUUCCUGUGGACACAGUUACUGUAUGGGCUGUAUUAAGGGCUGCUGGGAUCAGGAUGAUCAGAAGGGAGUCUACAGCUGCCCCCAGUGCAGAGAGACCUUCAGUCUGAGACCAGUGCAGAAACUGAAGAAGACGAGACUCCAAGCUGCUGCUCCUCCUGCUCACUGUUAUGCUGGACCUGGAGAUGUGGAGUGUGGUGUUUGUACUGGGAGAAAACUCAAAGCCAUCAAGUCCUGUCUGGUGUGUCUGGAUUCCUACUGUCAAACUCACUUUGAACAACAUGAAAAACUUCACUCAGGAAAGAGACACAAAGUGAUUGAUGCCACUGGACAACUACAGGAGAAGAUCUGCUCUCUUCAUGAGAGAUUGUUUGAAGUUUAUUGUCACACUGACCAACAGUGUAUCUGCGUGAUUUGUGUUAUGGAAGGACACAACGGACAUGACAUGGUCUUGCCAGAGAGAGAAAGAGUUGAAAAACAGAAGCAGUUGGGAGAAAGUCAGAGGAAAACCCAGCAGAGAGUCCAGGAGAGAGAGAAGGAGGUGCAAGAGCUGAGACAGGCUGUGGAGUCUCUGAGGCACUCUGCACAGGCAGCAGUGGAGGACAGUGAGAGGAUCUUUACUGAGCUGAUCCACUCCAUUGAGAGAAGGCGCCGUGAGGUGACAGAGCUGAUCAGAUCUCGGGAGAAGAGUGAACUGAGUUGGGCUGAAGGAGUCCUGGAGCGACUGGAGCAGGAGAUUUCUGAUCUGAGGAGGAGAGACGCUGAGCUGGAGCAGCUUUCACACACAGAGGAUCACAUCCAUUUCCUCCAGAGUUUCCCAUCUCUCUGUGACCCUCCUGGAUCUGAAGACUUACCCAGCAUCACUGUCAGUCCACACCUCUCUUUUGAGGAUGUAAGAAAAUCUGUCUCUCAGCUGAAAGAGCAGCUGGAGGAUUUCUGUAAGCAGGAGUUUGGAAGAUUUUCCAAUAAAAAGAAGAUCAGUUGUCCUGUGCUGAGAAACAGAGAACAGUUCGUACAGUAUUCCUGUGAUCUCACACUGGAUCCCAACACAGCACAUAAACACCUCUGUCUGUCUGAGGGGAACAGAGAGGUGACAUGCAGUAACACAAUCCAGUCAUAUCCUGAUCAUCCAGAGAGAUUUGAUGGGUGGGGUCAGGUACUGGGUGGACAGGGUUUGUCUGCACUCUGUUACUGGGAGGCUGAGUGGAGUGGGGGUGAUGGGGUUGAUAUAGCUGUAUCAUAUGAAAGCAUCAGGAGAAAAGGUGUGGGUAAUGAGUGUAGGUUUGGACGUAGUGACCAGUCCUGGAGUUUGUACUGCUCUCCCUCCAGUUCUUCAUUCUGGCACAAUAAUGAAGAGACUAAACUCUCCAUAGUUCCCAAUUCCUCCAGAAUAGGAGUAUAUAUGGACCACAGUGCAGGAACUCUGUCCUUCUACAGCAUCUCUGACACAAUGACCCUCCUCCACAGAGUCCACACCGCAUUCACUCAGCCCCUCUAUCCUGGGUUUACUGUCUGGCCAGGGUCAACAGUGAAGUUAUGUCACAAUACAAAAUAA
Chanos chanos (milkfish) is the source of this 1638-nucleotide messenger RNA. Its product is annotated as tripartite motif-containing protein 16-like protein. Gene Ontology annotation, molecular function: zinc ion binding; protein binding. The transcript is spliced from 6 exons. The record is from RefSeq and is a predicted model, not a curated record. NCBI's taxonomy places the organism in Eukaryota, Metazoa, Chordata, Actinopteri, Gonorynchiformes, Chanidae. Bases 1 to 1638 code for a protein of 545 amino acids.